Molecule: messenger RNA, 4092 nt
Organism: Gracilinanus agilis (Agile Gracile Mouse Opossum)
Lineage: Eukaryota; Metazoa; Chordata; Mammalia; Didelphimorphia; Didelphidae
Gene: CLCN2
Product: chloride voltage-gated channel 2
Exons: 24
Coding region: 125-2827 (900 amino acids)
Biological process (GO): transmembrane transport; chloride transport
Cellular component (GO): membrane
Molecular function (GO): voltage-gated chloride channel activity
Source: RefSeq, a predicted model, not a curated record
GAGCUGAGAGGGCAGCGGUCCCGGGAGAGACGGCAGCCCUGAAGCGGGAGGACCCAGGCUCGGGGCACUGAGGUUGAACUGGCUGGAGCCGGAGCCCCAGGCCAGGCUGUCCUACGUGGAGGAGAUGGCGGCGACCGUGCAGGAAGGGAUGGAGCCCCGCGCUCUCCAGUAUGAACAGACCCUGAUGUAUGGCCGAUACACCCAGGACCUCGGAGCCUUUGCCAAGGAGGAGGCUGCCCGGAUCCGCCUGGGGGGUGCUGAGCCCUGGAAGGGGCCUCCUUCUCCCCGAGCACCCCCUGAGCUCCUGGAGUACGGACAGAGCCGCUGUGCCCGAUGCCGCAUCUGCUCUGUCCGCUGUCAUAAGUUCCUGAUCUCAAGGGUUGGUGAAGACUGGAUAUUCCUGGUGCUGCUGGGGCUGCUCAUGGCGCUGGUCAGCUGGGCCAUGGACUAUGCUAUUGCUGCCUGUCUGCAGGCCCAGCAGUGGAUGUCCCGAGGCUUGGACACCAGCCUCCUGCUGCAGUAUCUGGCCUGGGUCACCUAUCCUGUGGUCCUCAUCACCUUCUCAGCCGGAUUUACCCAAAUCCUGGCCCCUCAGGCUGUUGGCUCAGGGAUCCCAGAGAUGAAGACGAUUCUCAGGGGGGUUGUCCUGAAGGAAUAUCUCACACUCAAGACCUUUGUGGCCAAGGUCAUCGGCCUGACAUGUGCCCUGGGAAGCGGGCUGCCUCUCGGCAAGGAGGGCCCGUUUGUGCACAUUGCCAGCAUGUGUGCAGCCCUCCUCAGCAAAUUCCUCUCCCUCUUUGGGGGCAUCUAUGAGAACGAGUCCCGGAACACCGAGAUGCUGGCAGCCGCUUGUGCCGUGGGCGUCGGGUGCUGUUUUGCAGCUCCCAUUGGAGGCGUUCUGUUCAGCAUCGAGGUCACCUCCACCUUCUUCGCUGUCCGGAACUACUGGAGGGGCUUCUUUGCGGCCACCUUCAGCGCCUUCAUCUUCCGGGUUCUGGCCGUCUGGAAUCGGGACGAAGAGACCAUCACAGCCCUCUUCAAAACUCGAUUCCGGCUUGACUUCCCUUUUGACCUGCAGGAACUCCCGGCCUUUGCUGUCAUCGGAAUUGCAAGUGGCUUUGGGGGGGCCUUGUUUGUCUACCUGAACCGCAAAAUCGUCCAAGUGAUGCGGAAGCAAAAAACCAUCAACCGCUUUCUCAUGAAGAAGCGCCUGCUCUUCCCCGCUCUCGUGACCCUGCUCAUCUCCACCCUGACCUUCCCGCCUGGCUUUGGCCAGUUCAUGGCCGGACAGCUCUCACAGAAGGAGACCCUGGUCACUCUGUUCGACAACCGGACCUGGGUGCGGCAGGGCAUCGUCGAGGACCUGGAGGUGCCCAGCAUCGCCCAGGCCUGGAGCCCCCCCCGUGCCAACGUCUUCCUCACCCUGGUCAUCUUCAUCCUCAUGAAGUUCUGGAUGUCGGCUCUGGCCACCACCAUCCCUGUGCCCUGCGGGGCCUUCAUGCCCGUCUUCGUGAUCGGAGCAGCAUUCGGGCGCCUGGUGGGGGAGAGCAUGGCCGCUUGGUUCCCAGACGGGAUUCACACGGACAGCAGCACCUACCGGAUAGUUCCCGGGGGCUACGCAGUGGUCGGCGCAGCGGCGCUGGCAGGGGCCGUGACCCACACCGUCUCCACAGCGGUCAUCGUGUUUGAGCUGACCGGCCAGAUCGCUCACAUCCUGCCUGUCAUGAUUGCCGUCAUCCUGGCCAACGCGGUGGCCCAGAGCCUGCAGCCCUCCCUCUAUGACAGCAUCAUCCGCAUCAAGAAGCUGCCCUACCUGCCUGAGCUGGGCUGGGGCCGCCACCAGCAGUACCGAGUCCGGGUUGAGGACAUCAUGGUACGGGACGUCCCCCACAUUGCCCUGAACAGCACCUUCAGGGACCUGCGGAUGGCCUUGCACCGCACCAAGGGCCGGAGCCUGGCCCUCGUGGAGUCCACAGAAUCCAUGAUCCUGCUGGGCUCCAUGGAGCGCUCCCAAGUGGUGGCCCUGCUCAGCGCCCAGCUCAGCCCUGCUCGGCGCAGACAGCACCAACGGGACCAGCGGGCUGCCCAGGUCUCGCCGCCUCCAGAACAGAAGGACUCCCAGAGCCCAGAGACUGGUGUCCGCUUUCAGGUGAGCACUGAAGAAUCAGGCUUCUCUCCCACUCGGGGGGAGCCACGCAAGCCAUUGAAGCCGGCCCUGAAACGGGGGCCCAGCAGCGCCACCAGCCCUGGGGCAGAAAGCUCUCCUGGGGUCCAAGAGACGGCUGGCAUCGCCCUCAGGAGCCUCUUCUGCGCCAGUCCCCCAGCAGAGGGGAACUCGGAGUUGGAAAAGUCGGAACCAUGUGAAAAACGCAAGCUGAAGAGGGUCCGCAUUUCUGUGGCGAGUGACUCAGAUCUGGACAUCGAGAUGACGGCUGCCGAGAUUCUGGAAUGGGAGGAGCGGCAGCUAGAGGAGCCCGUGAACUUUAGUGACUGCAAGAUUGACCCGGCCCCGUUCCAGCUGGUGGAGAGGACGUCUCUGCACAAGACACACACCAUUUUCUCACUGCUGGGAGUGGACCACGCUUACGUCACUAGCAUCGGCCGCCUCAUCGGCAUCGUCACCCUGAAAGAGCUGCGGAAAGCCAUCGAGGGCUCUGUCACAGCCCAGGGCGUGAAAGUGAGGCCACCCUUGGCCAGCUUCCGAGACAGCGCGACCAGCAGCAGCGACACAGAAACCACGGAGGUCCACUCGCUGUGGGGCCGGCGCCCCCGCCAUAGCCUGCCCCAUGAGGGCAGCCCCUCGGACAGCGAUGACAAGUGCCAGUGAGUGUGGCGGGGGACGCCGGCAUCACCUCGGGCAGCCCCAGCUGCCGCCAAGUGCCUGCUCACUCUCCUGCCUCUUCCGGGAGGCCCCGGCCGUCUCCCCGCUAGGUGCCUGCCUCUCCCCUCCAGCCUGGAGCUGCCGGCUUCGCCCGGGGCAGCUCCCACAUGGAAUCGGGGUUGUGAGCAGGCAGCUGCUGGACUUUCCAGGGCAGAGAAGGGAUGGGCUGUCCAGCUGCUGCGCCAGUUCUGUAGAACAGGGCUGGCGUCGGGGAUAUCCUGGAAUCUCCAGGGACCAGAUGUACAUAGAGAUUUACAAAGAUUUUUAUAUUAAUUUAAUAAAACAGAUUCUUAAAUAGAACAAAAUAAACCCCUAAUGAGCCACUCGAGCCUGGAAUUUCUGUCCCCAUGCCCUUACCCUGGCCACGCUCAGUGCCAUGCCCCCAGGGCCUGGUCUGCCAACAUCCCGACUUCCUCGGGGGUCUGUCUCUGGAUACCUACCAGCAAUGUCCUGGCUCUGCCACUGGAUCCAGGUGGGGGCCCGAGCGCAGGUCCCCCUUUCCUGGUACCUCUGAAAGAUGAUCGUCCUUCCCCAAGGAGACACCCACCCCCCACCCGGCUGAGGUUCCGGCCACUCUCGGCACGACUCGCCCUCUAGAACCCCGGGUGAAGUUUCCUGGCCUCGGCAAUUCAUCCUGCAAAUACCACACACACUCCCGUUCCUCGGGCUGCAACUGCUCAGUGAUGGAAGAUGGGAGAGAGGAGGUAUAAGGGGACUCUGCUCCCCCAGGCCCCAUCCCAGGGGAAAGAGGAAGUGAGGAGGAGGGAGGGAGAAGAGGAGCCAGGGACUAAGGAGGGAAUGAAACCAGAUGGCGUAUGUGUGCGUGGGGGGGGGGGGGGAGGGGUGCAGAGUCGGAGAAAAGGAAAUACAGGCAAAGAAGGAAUCACGAAAUCCAGAUUUAGAACUGGGAGGAACCAGAGAAGUCAUCUAGUCUAAUCCCCUCAUUUUACAGGGGAGGAAACUGAGGCCCGGAGGUGAAAUGACUUGGCCAGGGUUAUACAGGUAGUAGCAUCCAAGGCAAAUCUGAAGCCAGACAGUCUGGCUCCAGACUCCAAAAGCUUCCCCCUGUCCCAUGCUGUCUGUAUGACAGCGAGGAGGAGAGGAGAGCUGGCAGGGAAGACUAGCAGCUUGCGUUCCUUCAUUUCCUAUGCCUCCCCCUCCAAGGUAGGGCCAAGACUCAAAGAAUAGACCAGAAACCCCAUUUCUUUGGG